This is a messenger RNA of Harpegnathos saltator (Jerdon's jumping ant), 2834 nucleotides long. Its product is annotated as serine/arginine repetitive matrix protein 1. NCBI's taxonomy places the organism in Eukaryota, Metazoa, Arthropoda, Insecta, Hymenoptera, Formicidae. The transcript has 4 exons. The record is from RefSeq and is a predicted model, not a curated record. The coding region runs from base 1493 to 2830 and encodes 445 amino acids.
AGUUCUGUGACGACGCAUUAAGUAAGAGGUCGAUGCUAGAGGGAGUGAGAUAGAGAGAGAGAGAGAGAGAGAGAGAUAGAGAGUGAGAGAUAGAGAGUGAGAAAGGGAGAGAGUGUGAGCGAGGGGCAGCUGGUGCGCGACGUGUGUACGCAGCAAGUGGAGAGAGAGGGAAAGAGAGCGAGAGAGAGAGAGAGAGAGCGAGCGAGAGGACGUGAGAAAGAGAGCGCGAAAGAGAGAGUGAGAGGGAGAAUGGGAGCGAAAAGGAGGCGCCGCCGACCUUCGCUUUUACGAAAUGAAGGAGCGAAGGAGGCGGACAAACGCGCGCGCUUAUACCGGUUCCACGGACUCUCUCUCUUCGAGCGGUUCUCUCGUGGCAUCCCGUCGCCGUUUACGAUCGACUUGACGUCGCCGAACACGUCGAGGUGCUCGCCGCGGUGUUGGCCGGCUAACGUCCGCCUGAGCACGUCCGUCACCGCGUCGUUACCGGCACGUGACAGAACGCUCGUGUCUCGAAGCCCGUUCUCUCGUGGGUUCGUGAGACGAGGGCGCAAGCCGUGCCCGCGAAUGUCGCGUCGCGAGUGGUCGCGAGUUGCCGUGUGGCGAUGGCGAUGCCAGCCGCGAAAAGUGACUCGUCCGUCGGCGCGGCCGUGACACGGACCGAUCGAUCGAUCGAUCAGCUGAAUGUCGAUGCUAAAUUGGGCGCGCGCGGCGCGUUACAUUCGGCCGGCGAGCGCGCGCGAGUGCCGAGCGCCGAACGUUUAACUGCUCCGUCCGGCGGGCGUAUUGCAGGCGCGUCAUCCCCGACGCGCCUGCGACGCCACGCGAGAUCGCGACCACGGUUCGCGCUUGAACAUCCCGCCGAUGUUCCCCCACGGGAAAACUCUCGCGUAUCCUCGCCCGGAGGGAAAAAAAACUCCGGCCGGUUUGGUUCACGCGCGCGGAACGUCCGCGACGCUCAUGGGAUCGCGGUACCACAAUCUCUGGAACGUGCGGUGAGUGGCCGAUAUGGUAAGGCAUCGCGUGCGGGUGUUGUCCGCCUCACGGCGAAGACGAAUUACGUUGCACAUGUGGGACUGCCGCGAAACAAAUCGGAUUCACGUGAGAAAAGAAAGUACCUCCUAAGAAACCAAAAAAAAAAUAAAAAAAGCAAACAAACAAACAGAAAACAAAACAAACGCAAAAGCGCACUUUAAAGAAAGCUAAUUAUUAACGUCUCUCGACUACCCAGCUGACGCUUAUACCGGAUUUGUGACGUAUAGAAUUUUUCAUCUAGGCCAGUCGACCCCCUAAGGACGAGUGCUUCUGAUUCUCUCUUCUCUUCGCGUUCGCGGCGUUCGUCGUAUAAUCCUUAUGGUCGCAGCAUUGUCUAUCGAAGAUUAACAUUAUUGACACGGCUCCACAGGUGUGUCUGGAUUGUCCAAGCGUCUUCUGCUAUUACCAAGCAGAAGAUCCGCACGAUCAGUCUUCCUUUAUAUCUCUGUCAUAAGGAAUAAUGUCGCGAGAUUAUGAGAGCAGAAGAAGAGGCGGUAGCGGCAGCGGCAGCAGCUCCAGUAGAUUACGAAUGGACACGAGUGUCUCGCAGCCCAGACCACACGGCGAGAGUUCCAGCAAGCGCAAGGAGAUAGAUAAUGUGAUGCGAAAGGCGCGUGAGUCGCAGUCGAGUUACUGGAAUAAGAAGCUGCUGGAAGCGGAAGAACGCGAUCCGAACAGAUGGCGUCACAGCGGCUACAAGGAAUUGUAUGUCGGCGGCACCGGUAGCGGCGAGCCCAGCAGCAGAGGACACCCCAGAAGUCCGAGAAGCCCAAGACCGCGCAGCCCGCACAGUCCUCGACCGCGCAGUCCGCGCGCGCGAAGUCGCUCGCCACGGGAGCGUUCAACGCGCGAGCACAAUCGGAGCAGACCGUCCGCGCGCAGUCCCAGCACCGGCAGCACCUGUUCCGACAGAUCGUGUUCCGUCUGUUCGCCGAAAGAACGACGGCGCGUCGCACCACCGUCACGUUCGCGUUCGCGAUCGGUCACGCCGGUGCGCAGCAGACAGCAUCCGAAAGAAGUGGUGCCAUCCAGUUCGCGAGCUCUGCCACCGCGUACCAGACCGAGAUCGCCGCCUUUACCGCGUCCGCGCACACCGCCGCCGGCACCGCAGCCGCUGUCGUCGCGUCAUCAGAAGGAUUACAAGACCCUGAAGGAAAAGGAGGCCAAGGUUCGCCGUAAGGAGAAACACCACAGCAGGUUGCCGGAGGAUCCGCGCGUCCCUGAGCCCAUCCCAUUGAUGCGUAAACCGGUAAAAGUAGAAAAAACGCACUCAUCUCAUGGAGCGCCGCCAAUGAUGCGACCGCCACCGGAAUCGUCGCCUAGCGAUGACAGCGACAGUUCCUCAACCACAUCUCACGUCGGACCGCCGAGGAUGACAUUGUCCGAACGAUUCGGUAAAAUGGCACAAUGGAGUGUAGACCGCAGGGAUAUGGAGAACAUGCGUAUCACGAAGGACGGCGAGAACGCGAUGAAAGUUGUCAUAGAGGGUGAAGAGAGGAUCGCACGUUUGGGUUACGAUUCGCCGCCGCCUGGACAUUAUCCCGAAUCGCUUUUAGCUCAAGGACCAAGAGGUCUCGAGUGUUGGGACGACGUGCGCGUUCGAUACGACUACUACAAGGCCAGAGGAUACCUUCGCGACCUUACCCUCGAUGACUACAUCAAGUGGGAAGAAUGGUGGUACAAAUAUCAAGAAUGGCUGGAAGCUGAACGCUUUUACGAACAGUGGGCCUCAUCGAAUCGUCCGUCCGGCAGUAGUAGUCGCAAGAGACGAGGACGACGCAACAACAAUGCUCACUAAUGAA